CGCCCUCAAUGCCAAACUGGCUGCAGUGCGCACUGGAAAAUGCGGCGCGCUUUGCUGUCGGGUGCGCGUUGUUCCUCCUUGAAGAAGAUCAAUUAAUCCAUCGGUGUUUGAGGGGUCAUAUUGUUUCAGUUAUUUGGAUAUCACAAGAAGGAGAAGAAACAAAAAGCUUUCUGGAAACUUUACUGGUGGCAGAUACAAUGAGAGAAUUUUGAGAAUCUUACUCUGCAGAUGGAGAGUGACUUAUGGGGACUGUUAGCCAUGGAUACAGCAGAUCAACUCAACAUGACUCAAGUGGAAGAACUAAAAUCUUACAACUGCUGCUCAGCUCCCAGCACAACAAAUAGUGAGAACUUUUUGAAGCUGAACGACAGCACGACGCUGGUUGGGGUUCAAGUUGUUCUCAUCCUUGCUUACACCACAAUCAUAUUGUUUGGUGUCACUGGAAACUCCUUGGUGAUAUAUGUUGUCUUCAAGUUUAAAAAUCUACGGACUGUCACCAAUUUCUUUAUCGUAAACUUAGCUGUGGCCGACCUGCUGGUGAACACGCUAUGUUUGCCUUUCACCCUUGUCUACACUCUGUAUGGCGAGUGGAAGUUUGGUCAGGUACUGUGCUUCAUGCUGCCCUGCGCUCAAGGUAUGGCAGUGCACGUGUCCACCAUCACCAUGAACGUCAUUGCCCUGGACCGCCACAGGAGCAUCGUCUACCACAUGGAGACCAAGAUGUCCAAAGAUAUGUGCGCCGUGGUCAUUGUCAUCACAUGGGCCGUCAGCGCUCUGUUGGCCAGUCCGCUUGCCAUUUUCAGAGAGUACGGGACGUUGGAAUUUUCGCCGGAAGAUUCUAUUCAGGUGUGCACAGAGAAGUGGCCGGGCAGCAGCAUGAACGGAAGCAUUUACAGUAUAUUAGCACUUCUGGUUCAGUAUGGUUUACCUUUGGCCAUCAACUGUGUUGCUUACAUCCGCAUCUGGAAUAAGCUGAAGAAUCACAUGACUUAUGGAGGUCGAAAUGACCGCAAUCAGCGCAGGAAGAAGACGACGAAGAUGCUGCUGACCAUGGUGGUGGUCUUCGCUGUCAGUUGGUUGCCUCUCCAUGCGUUCCAGUUGGCUGCUGACAUCGACAGCACUGUGUCGUCCAUGAAGGACUUUAAGCUGCUUUUCACUGUGUUCCACAUUGUGGCUAUGUGCUCGACAUUUGUCAAUCCCAUCUUGUAUGGGUGGAUGAACAACAACUACAGGGAGGCCUUUCUGUCUGUGUGUAAGUGUUACCAGCCCUUCAGUCUGAGGUCAAGACGCUCCAACGGAAGAGAGACACAAAAAGAUCGAGACAGGGUUUGUACAGACUGUAAAUCAACUAAUGUCUAGGCUGCACAGUCAGAGGAUGUUCAUCGAUGAUCAUUUGUGGAAAUGUGAAGUUUCAAUUUAGUUUUGUGUGGGCAUUUUGAGGGAUGAUAAAAAUGAUAUGUGGGUUGAAAGAAAUUACUUAAAUAUCUAAAAAAAGGACCUCAACUUUAAAGUGACUAAAUUAAUACUACAAACACUGCGACAAACUCACUGGUAUUUAUGAGUCUAUGAUGGAUAUUCCUCCUGGAUACAGUUUGUCUGUGUUUUGCUUGUUUCUUUAGGAUUGUUCUGCCUGUUUCUUUUAAUGUAUUAAAAGUGUUGUGUGUGACUCUGGAGAAAGACAGCUGAUUGUUCAGUUGCAUUUCCAGGUUGUCAAAUACUAACAUGUUUUGGGCUGGUGGUUCGGAUCCAACGACCGACCCAAAGUGUUUGACUGACCUGGAAAUGAGCCUCAACAAUCAAUUGCCUUUCUCCAAAGUUAUGGUGUGUUCACACCAAACACAAAGCAAAUUUUUGUGUCCCUAACGCCUCGUUUCCACUUACGUAUGCGUAGAGAGAUGAGGCAUCUGGAAGUCCAUUCUUUCCCAUGGUAAUCGUUGUGAUAUCCAAUGGGCCUGCGAAACUCCUCCCCUUAGUUAUAUUUCAAUCCAGACUUUGUUGCAAGUAUGUUAAAAAAAAUUGAACUUUGGAGAUUUCGGAGAGACGGUAUGACAAUGUGCUAGCUUAGCUAACAGGCUGCUAACAAGCUAACAUGUUAUUUUCUCCAAAUCAGUUGCUUGUUGAUUGUCAAGUGAGUUUGUUUGAUUAAAAAUAACUUGUUUAUCUAGUUUUAACACACUGUGAAUUUGAGUGAUAAUAUUCCGCUAAAAUAUGGUUAUACAUUAUAUACAGUCAGAUUGUCGUUAUGACUCGUUCAGCCGUCCAUACGUCUUUAUAAUCAAAUAUUUCACAAACCAUGCCAUGUACUCAGCAGGUCCUGUUUCUGUCCUGGUAAUGUUCCAAGCGUAUAUUCCAAACUACUGGAUGACGGACAAAAUUAGCCUCUACUCCACGGCUACAGGAAGCUUCUAUCAGGUUUCUAUCCAUAUGUAAAGAAAUGCACUGCCUGGCAUUAGACACUAGAGGCAUCAUCCGUAUAUUCCCGGAUCCAUGGACACCAGUCACAUACGUAAGUGGAAAUGAGGCGUAAAGGUCAAUUCGCAUUUUCCGCAUCUGCGUGUCAGUGAGGGUCUGUUUUGGUCUGUGUGACAUAGAUGUCAUCAUCCACCCACGUCCCUUGUGGAUGUCCCUGUGCAGCCCAUUUUUUUGUGAUCAUGCUGACUGUAUGAAUAGCAAGGGUGCUGACUGCGCAUGCUCCAACCUCUUGUUCCACACUCCAUCCAGUCCAAAACAACGUGGUCAAGCCAGCUGCAGAACUUCGUUUUAAGUUGAACAUUUAACAGAUAUUCACUCCAGACUGAGCAGCAGCUUCUUAGUUUCAGUUUCACCUGACGAUGGCAGUAGGAGGACAAUAAGCUCACCUGUGAUCCCUACUGUUUACUGCUGGGGGCUGAGGUGGACUGUCAAUUGUUCUAUGGAUAGAGCCACAUUAAUCACAUGUCCCUCUCUCUUUAACUGUUUCAGAUUGAUUUUUUCACUAAAGACUGGACAUUGUUCUCAUACAUUGCAGGCACCACAGUCACAAUGAGAGAAGAUCUUCGCUAACAGACAUGUCAAUACACUCAUCUGAGUCACUGUCAUAGUUCUGACCUUGCAUUUGGAACAAUGAGCUUAACAAGCAUCAGUAAGUGCUUUAUGGAGCCCGCC
Epinephelus fuscoguttatus (brown-marbled grouper) is the source of this 3144-nucleotide messenger RNA. RefSeq names its product neuropeptide Y receptor Y2 (gene npy2r). Bases 229 to 1359 code for a protein of 376 amino acids. Gene Ontology annotation, biological process: G protein-coupled receptor signaling pathway. The transcript has 2 exons. Lineage: Eukaryota; Metazoa; Chordata; Actinopteri; Perciformes; Serranidae. The record is from RefSeq and is a predicted model, not a curated record. Gene Ontology annotation, cellular component: membrane. Gene Ontology annotation, molecular function: neuropeptide Y receptor activity.